Molecule: messenger RNA, 336 nt
Organism: Glarea lozoyensis ATCC 20868
Lineage: Eukaryota; Fungi; Ascomycota; Leotiomycetes; Helotiales; Helotiaceae
Exons: 1
Coding region: 1-336 (111 amino acids)
Source: RefSeq, a predicted model, not a curated record
AUGGUAUUAAGGAGAGCGGACGAAAAGCAACGCUGUAUAGGAGCCCAAGCCAUGAGGUUUCGCCAGCGUCGCCAUGUGGUCAUGAAUUGCGCCUGGCCCUUCUGCGCCUCAAGAUAUACGACUGGGGUUUUCUUUCAGACAAUUUUCCCUGGAGGGAAGAAUGGCGCAGGAGGGAAUGAGGAGGAGCAAGCUAGGCGGGAAACAAAGGGCGGCAACUUCAGUAAAUCCAGAAGCAUAAAACGUGCAGUCCAAACCAAGGAGCAAAAUCGGACGGAGAUCAACCCAGCUAAGAGGCAUCUGCCAAAAAUCAAUCCAGCCAAGAAGCAACCUACUUAA